Messenger RNA from Python bivittatus (Burmese python), 4533 nucleotides. RefSeq names its product macrophage mannose receptor 1-like. The record is from RefSeq and is a predicted model, not a curated record. Lineage: Eukaryota; Metazoa; Chordata; Lepidosauria; Squamata; Pythonidae.
UGGAAGGUUUUAUUGUUUCCAAUGCCUACUUUUUUGUUCCUAAACCUUUUAUUUCUCAUUCAGCCAGCUUUUCAAAUACCAGAGACAGACACUUUUUUGAUAUACAAUGAAAAUCUUAAUCUUUGUCUACAACUUGAAGAAUCUCGUUCCUUCAUCUUCGAGAUCUGCAACAAGCAAAAUGAGUGGCAAAAUUUUAAGUGGGUUUCUGAUUAUCAGUUAUUGAGUAUGGCAGUGAAGUUAUGCCUGAGUGUGUCUUCAAAAUCAAACAUGGUUCCACUCACACUGGCACCAUGUAAUGAGACCACUGAAUUACAGAAAUGGGAAUGCAUAAAUGACACGCUUCUUGCCCUUCAAAACCAAGAUCUGUUUUUACAUCCUGCUAACGGACGUAGGGAUGGGAUUAUCCUUUCAAACAACUCCACCAUAAAAAGUGCUUGGAAGAUCUAUGGAAAAAAGGAGAGCCUGUGUGCCCAAAAAUAUGAAGCUCUAUUUACGAUAGAAGGCAACGCUUUUGGAGCUCCUUGUGUAUUUCCUUUCAAGUAUGUGAAUAAAUGGUAUGCUAAAUGCAUAGCUAAUGAUGAUGAACACAGCCGGCUUUGGUGUGGAACAACUCCAGAUGUGGAUAAAGACUCUUUAACUGGAUAUUGUCCAGUAAAAGAUGAACAUGAUGACUUUUUCUGGGUCAAAAAUCACUGGACAGGAGAUUUCUACCAGAUCAAUUCCCUUUCAGCUCUAACAUGGGGUGAAGCAAGAAAAAGCUGUCAGCAACAAAAUGCAGAAUUAUUGAGUAUCAUGGACCUACAUGAACUAGCAUAUGUAACAGGAUUAACAAAUGCUUUCGAAACCAAUUACUGGAUUGGUCUUAAUAAUCCGGAUAUUGGCAGUGGAUGGCAGUGGACUAAUGACCAACCUUUAAGAUAUUUAAACUGGGCUCCAGGUAGCCCAUCUUCAGAAACAGGAAAAAACUGUGGAUUGAUGCAGGCUAAGAAUGGCAGAUGGAUAAAUAAUAUGUGUGAAAAGAAAUCUGGAUACAUUUGUAAAAGAAUAAACUCUUCAGUUCAAGCUUCUGCAGCUCCUUCAGAUGACCUUAAGCCAAUUAAAUGUCAAGAUGGCUGGGUUGGAUAUGCAAAACAUUGUUACCGUCUUAAUAGAGAUCGCAAAACGUGGAAGGAUGCAUCAGCCUCCUGCCAAAAGUAUGGUGGACAUUUAAUAAGUAUACACAACAUUGAGGAAUACAGCUUUGUCUUUUCUCAGCUUGGCUACAAACCAACAGAUAAUCUGUGGAUAGGACUAAAUGACCAGAAGACUCCUUCAUAUUUUGAAUGGAGUGAUGGUACUACAGUGAGAUUCAUCAAAUGGCAGAAAGGAGAACCCACACUUAUAACCAACGUGCAAGAAGAUUGUGUCGUCAUGAGUGGAGAGAAUGGAUACUGGGCAGAUAAUUUCUGUGAAGAGGAACUAGGGUACAUUUGUAAAAAAGAGCCUUCAGAAUUCCUUCCUGAAACAGAUGUUGUUGCUGAUCCAAAAUGCCCAAAAGGCUGGAAAAGGUAUGGUUUGUAUUGUUACUUAAUUGGACAGAUACCUGGAACGUUUGCAGAGGCAAAGACAUCAUGUGAAACAAACCAAGGAUUUCUGAUCACUGUGGAGAACAGAUAUGAGCAAGCCUUCCUGACUAGCCAAAUUGGACACCGUUCCGAAACGUAUUUCUGGAUCGGCCUCUCAGAUGUAGCAAAUCCAGGGACUUUCAACUGGACCAAUGGAGACCCCGUUCAGUUCACUCACUGGAACGUAGAAAUGCCUGGCCCAAAUCCCGGCUGCGUUGCCAUGAGAACGGGAAAUGCAGCUGGACUGUGGGAUGUCGUGAACUGCGAGGAGAGGGCCGCCUUCCUCUGCAAGCAAUUGGCUGAAGGGAUAACGCCUCCUCCAAUCCCGAGAACAACGCCCCCACCCCCGUGUCCCAAAGGAUGGGUUGCAAGUCCAGUGAGGGAUGUCUGCUUCAAAGUCUACAGAGAGAAGAAAGCUGAAAAGAAAUCUUGGUAUGAUGCAUAUGACUUUUGUAAAUUAAUUGGAGGAGACCUGGCUUCUAUUCAUAGUAGAGCAGAGGAAGACGUAAUACGCCAAGAAUCAGGAAUAGGAGAAACCUGGAUUGGUUUCAGGUCUUUGGAUCCUAGCACAGGAUUCACUUGGAGUGAUGGGUCUCCUGUAGUCUAUGAACCAGCGUUUGGUUGGUCUUCAGUUUAUGGAUCUAAUGAACAAUGCAAAAUAUUAUGGAGACAUCCUGGAUUCUGGAAUGCAGUGUUUUGUCAUAAGUUAUUUAAUUGGAUUUGUCAAAUUACAAGAGGUUCACACUUAAAUCCAGAACCAAGCAACAAGUUUGACUAUAGUUACAAAACAAUUGAAGAUGGCUGGAUUGGAUUUGAAAGCAAUGAAUACUAUUUCAGUAAUACAACACUGCCUGCAGAAAAAGCCCGGAAGUUCUGCAAACAACAUGGUGGUGAUCUUACCACCAUUGACAGUAAACAUGAAAAAGUGUUUUUGUGGAAAUAUGCUUUCACUUAUGGACUUCAUCAUGAUUCUUAUAUUGGUUUAAUCUUGAGUCUUGACAAAAAGUUUGGCUGGAUGGAUGGAACUCCAGUAACAUAUGAAGCCUGGGGCCCCGGUGAACCCAACUUUGCAAAUGAUGAUGAAAAUUGUGUAGUUAUGUAUUAUGAUUCAGGUGUAUGGAAUGAUAUCAACUGUGGUGUUCAGAAUGGUUUCAUCUGUGAAAGACACAAUAGUUCUGUUCGUACAACUGCGGCUCCCACAUUACCUGCACCUCAGAAAGGGUGCGCUGAAGGCUGGCUUUGGUUUAAUGACAAGUGCUUCCAAAUAUUUGGGUUCAGAGAAGAGGAGAGGAAAAACUGGAGUGCUGCACGUGAUUACUGCCAAAAAUUAGAAGGAAACCUGGCUAGUAUACCAAACAAAGCUGUUCAAGCUUUUCUCACAAUGCAUUUAAAAAGUGCUCCUGCUGAUUCUUGGAUUGGAUUGAAUGAUAAGAAUUGGGAGAAUCGUUUCCUCUGGACUGAUGGAAGUGGGGUCUAUUUUACAAACUGGGCUAAAGGGUCACCUCAUAUAAGCAACGGUGACUGCGUUUUUAUGAUGAGGAAGCCUGAAAAGCUUGCAGGAUAUUGGAGAGAUGAACGCUGUUUUGUUGAGAAAAGCUUUAUCUGCCAAAAAAACACUGGUCCAUUACCUUACUCUGAAACAACUGUUCCAGCUUCUGGCUAUAUCACUUAUGGGAAUAGCAGCUAUUCUAUUAUUAGUCCCAAAAUGACAUGGGAAGAAGCAAGGAAGAAAUGUGAGUCCGAACAUUCAAAACUUGCCAGCAUUGUAGAUCCCUACACAGAAUCAUUCAUAUGGCUACAAGUGCUCAAAUAUAAGGAGCCUGUAUGGACUGGACUAAGCAGCAAAGUGAGUGAUGCUGUGUACAAGUGGGUAAGUAAUUGGAGACUAGUGUACACUAACUGGGCUGCUGAAGAACCGAAGCAUAAAAUAGCCUGUGUCUACUUAGACAUUGAUGGUUAUUGGAAAACGGGAAAUUGCAGUGAAAAGUACUUCUCUGUUUGCGAGAAAUAUUAUGGUAUAGUGCCAACUGAGAUUCCACAAUUGCCAGGAAGAUGCCCACCUUCCAAAGAUAGCCAAUCAUCCUGGAUUCCUUUUAGGGGUCAUUGCUAUAAAUUUUACCCUUUAAGGAAAUCUUGGCCUCAAGCAUCCCUGACAUGUGCUCAAUUAGGUGGCACCUUGACUUCGAUUGAAGAUUCAGCUGAAUUACAUUUUUUAAAGGAACGAAUGGAACUUCUUGAAUCUACAGAGUUUUGGAUAGGAUUGUACCACAAUGUGGAUGGAGAAUGGAUAUGGCAAGAUAAAAGUAAAGUAGCUUUUGUCAACUGGAAUGAAGAACAGUUCUCAAAUGAUCACAGAGAAUAUAGUAGUGAAGAGAGCAAUGAGCACCUUCUUGACCGCUGCUUUUUCAUGAACAGUAUUUCUGGAGAAUGGUUCAAGGCAUCCUGUGGAAAUUAUCCACCGAGAGGAUUUAUUUGUAAAAGAAACAAAAUUAUUGAAGAACCAAUUAUAAAGCCUACAGAAAAAUCAGAACAGAAAAAAAAGGCACCUGUAUCAGUGCAUGGCACAGUUGUGAUGGUACUUAUCCCAGUUAUCUUCAUACUCAUUGGAGGAAUCGCAGCCUAUACUUUCUAUAGAAGAAGAAACAGACCACAACAAGUCUCUGCUGGAUUUGACAAUUCUUUGUAUAGUGACAAUGUGGUUAUCCUUCAUAAUGACUCACAAUCUCUCAUAGACAACAAAGAAUUAAAUUAACAAAUAUUACUGGCAUAUUACCUGAGGAUAAGGCCCAUUGGACACAAUACAAGGUGGUGAAUUGCACUGUUAAUAAAUUCUUUAAAAUAUUUGGAAAAUAUUAGACCCUAUCAACAAUAUGUAUUGUCCAGACCCAUGAUAUGAAAAGUAUUGAAUAUAUUACAGUUACUGAGUGAA